GUUACAAUUGACGUCAAUUCUCGCCGGCGCAACACUUUCUCUACCAUGUUCUUUAUAUCAGGUCGCAUCCGAAAUGCCCGUUGACAUAUCUGCCUGGCUGUGCGAUAUUCCCAACGAUAGUCUCUGCGCUAGAGAAAUACCGGUUGAACCCAACCGCGUCAAACCCGUGACUGUUACUCGAAAGCGCAGGCGCGACCCUCUCACACCGCCGGACUUGCCCUUGUCCGUCAACUCAAUGCAGAACUCUCCGGACCAGGCAACAACACCUCGUGCCAAGCGAUUGCGGGUGGAUCAGUUGGCAGACGAUGGCGACGACUUGGACGCAGACGGCCCGACCCCGAAGCCACGGCGGCAACGCAACACCUUCGCCUCUCCCCCACCCGCAUUCACACGCUCUGAGUCCUCGGCCAGCCAGAGUACGAGCCAUCGCAGCUCUCGUUCUGGCAGGUCUUCACCCCAGAAACAUAUGGCUUCGCUAGAAUUGGUCGACAACGGCAUCAGGCAGCUCGGGUUCUCGUCAUCGGCUCUCCCGGCCGAAUUGAACGAGCUGUUGGCCCAGGUCCGUCGCUUUGCGCGAGGACGCGGCAUCUUGCCCCAAUCAUACAAGACAGAGCUUGCGACCCACAAACAGGCCUCCUACUUCGCCGAAAUAUGUGAGGAUGAUACUUGCUUCUCGCCCGCCCGGGACAACGUCGGCCCCGCUCCGACCCCAGAUUCCGUCCUGCGUGUCUUGUCUCGAGCCCUCGAGUGCCAAGUCAACUAUCAUCCUGAAGCCACAUGGAACAUGAUGGUGCAUUACGAAAUACUGUGUACAGCGUUAAGGUCAAACGGCGUGCCUGAGUUUACCGACUUCUUAUACUUCAUGCCAUGCACAACCGCGAAGAUUAUUGGCAAUUACUUGCCACCCACCUCGCCCUUCAAGCAGAUUGAUUUUUGUCUCUACUUUGACCCCAAAUUUGAGCCCCAAGACGCUGCCGCCACGACUACAACUGGAUCAGACGCAGCCACAGCUGCUGCCAUUACCGCAACCCCCCAGACCAACAUUGCGACAAUCAUAGCUAAGCUCCGAACUUCCCUGCCGGAUCAGAGCAUCAACCACACCGACUUCCUCCCACUGCGCAAUCGUCUGAUCGCUCUCAGCAUCGAGACCAAGAAGACUGGCGAGGGCUGGGACAGCGCGACCCUGCAGAUGGGCGUAUGGCAUGCGUCGCAGUGGCAGUUGCUGCAUCGGCUGGCGAGCCGGAAGGGAAAUCCCCUGCCCGCUUUCCUUCCGGGCAUCAUCAUCCAGGGACAUGACUGGAAUUUGGUGGUGACUACGUGGGAGAGCGGCCGCACGAACCUAUAUACAAAGAUCACAUUCGGAUCUACUAGCGAUGUCAUGGGUAUCUACCAGAUCGUAUCGACGUUGCAGUACCUGCGACACUGGGCUUGUACUAGCUAUUGGGCAUGUGUAAGGCAUAUAAUCGAAUCUUGUUCCACAUAAAAGAAACCUUACAUCUGUCUCUAAGAUACCCCAACCACAGUGUUAGCCACUGUUCCUCCGUAAUA
Messenger RNA from Phialemonium atrogriseum, 1548 nucleotides. RefSeq lists its product as uncharacterized. Lineage: Eukaryota; Fungi; Ascomycota; Sordariomycetes; Cephalothecales; Cephalothecaceae. The coding region runs from base 74 to 1483 and encodes 469 amino acids. The record is from RefSeq and is a predicted model, not a curated record. The transcript is spliced from 4 exons.